Cryptomeria japonica (Japanese cedar) is the source of this 2300-nucleotide messenger RNA. RefSeq lists its product as uncharacterized. The transcript is spliced from 6 exons. NCBI's taxonomy places the organism in Eukaryota, Viridiplantae, Streptophyta, Pinopsida, Cupressales, Cupressaceae. The record is from RefSeq and is a predicted model, not a curated record. The coding region runs from base 1 to 2217 and encodes 738 amino acids.
AUGACAACUGAUUAUAAGGAGGAAAUAUCACUUCUCUCUUUUCUGUGGAAAUACCGACCAGAAUAUAAAGCUGUGUACAAAUAUUUGGCACGCAUGGACUUCAACCAAUUGCUGAAAAGGAAUGAAGAAGAUUCAGUGUACGAGGAUCAGGAGCAAUCAGUGGGAGCUAUUCCAAGGAUUUUAACUGUAAAUUUCAAUGCUGGGAACUACCGGGGAAGCCAGGAAGCUUGGGCAGGGCUGGCACUUGAGAUAACCAAAGAAAUCGAAGAGUCUAUGACUUUGGCCCAGUGGCUCAGUACGUGUUGGAGAAAUGUUUGGAGAAGAAACAGUACCAUAUUUUACGUGCACUUUAUUUUUCCUUUUCUGGUUUUGGUCUUUGUGGCUGUGUGGAUUGCCUGGGCCGCAUGGAUGUUUCUACAACGAGCUAAAGAUCCCCAGCUUAAAAACUUAAAAUAUGGAUCUAUACCUAUAACUGUAAUAGUAAUAAUUUGGUCUGCUUUCAAGGGAGUACUUUCUAUUUUUAAGCCCGUGAGCAAACAAUUGAGUGGUUAUUUCAGCUUGCCUGAUCAUUCACAGGAGUUAGGAUAUCAAGAAAAGGUUAUUUCAGACAUUAAUUUCUUGAAAGAAGAAAUUGGUAAAGAACCAUACCCAAUUUUUUCUUUUAUUGCUGGUGAAAAAUGCAAUAAUUGGAGAGGUUUGUUGGAAAACAAGGUUAAAGGCACCCCUAUUCCCAAAUAUAGCUCAGCUCCAGACAGUAAGCUCCGAAUAAUAGCCUUUGUGGAUGACUUGGACCAUUGUGAAGACGAAGUUAUAUUGCGGGUGCUAUGGGCCAUUAACCUCGUCUUCAGGAUUUGUGAAAUUAGCGUUAUUUUAACAAUGGACAAGAAUACCAUUCGAACAGCAUUUCAAAAUUCUUCACACAACCAAGAUGGGGAUAAUGUAGAUAAGUUUAUAAGUAAAAUUAUCCAGCUGCCAGUGAGCUUACCGGACCCCACUGAUAAAGAAUGGGCAAAAUUUAUAGAACAUGAGCUGACAUUGAUUGAGCCAGAUUCAAGAUUGAUUGAUCCAGAUACAAGCAGAUCUGAAGAAGGAGAUGAAGACCCAAAUGAAGAUGAAGACCUAAAUGAAGAUGAAGAUCUAAAUGAAGAUGAAGACGUUAGUGAAGCUCUCUCUUUGGUUGAAGAUGAAGACAAUACAGUCAACAGGAUAAAUGAUGUUGAGAGUGGCAACACAAGGUGCGAGGGUUGUAUUCCGUCUUCCUGCAGUCUGCUAAUCCAAAUGCAAAAAGGUCUCAAAUCUUGCUUCGGGAAGAUCUUCUCUUGGUUACAUAAAAAGGAUAGUGAGCAAUCUCAACCUUCUGAUAGUCCCGCUGACCUACUUAUUGGAAGUCGCUAUGAUUAUUUGAGGCAAGGAUUAUGGCAUCGUCUGUCGAAACGUAUAUGGCAGCUUAGACAGAUAGUGAUGCAGGGUUACACUGAAGACGAAAUUGAAACAUUGAAUAAAUUCAAGGGUUUUGCGACAGGAAUCAACAAACUUCCCCGGGAGUGGAGAUGCUACAUAAACUACCACAAAUUUGCCAGAAAUGUAAUAGUUAAAAAAGUUGGAAAUGCAAAGUACCCUUGCAGAACCGUAGAAUUUGUGGCCUGGACGUUUGUAUGUUGGCAAUGGAAACGCGAAAUGAACAUUCUCAUAAAGGAAUGGCACUCUUACACUGAUGUGAAACAUAAAGGCGGCCAUACAAAAUGCGACCCUUCCCUCAAGGAAAUAGUUGCCAAUUAUAUAAAACGACAAUGGCCAGUCCAAACACAAGCCGGGCAAGCUGAGGGCAGCGAGGAAGAGGAGAAAAAGAAAGAGUGGAACAGAUUGAAAGAGGCCUUAGACACCGUGCAAGAUAUAGCAAUGAAAGGUUUGUCCACUUCAAAAGAAGUUCAGUAUCCGCGUGAGAUUGGGAAACUUCUAGGCUGGGUACCCUCCAUUGGAACUUCCAUGUUAAUGGAGGAGGAAGAAAUAAGAAAGGAAAAAGAACGAUGGUAUAACCUACUUAAAGCCUUGCACAUUGUCCAAGACGUAUCAAUGGAGGGUAUUCAAUGGUUUCAGCAGUUCAGAUUCCACUGUGAUGAUAGGAAUCUCACACUUCCUCUUGAAUACUCAGAACAUCCGGUUCCUAACAGGGGUCCCAACUUCUUACCUCCUGAACUUGAAGCUUUACUCAAGUAGGUUUCCAUUAGGAUUCCUUUUUAAAAGGAAUGCGUAAUUACUUUAAAACUGUCACUACUGUGUUAUUAUUGAAAUAGACCUAC